AUGCACGCGCUGAUUACCAAUGCCGAUCAGGAGGUGGUCGUCGUUUUGGAAAGUGUUUCCCGCGGCGCACAUGGCGCAGUCCGCGUUAGCUACAGCAAUAAGCAGAGCUUCAACAUUAAAGCCACCCGCAAGGACUUGAACAAGUGCUGUUCGAAACGAACGACACCGGGCCGCUUAUGUCCCAAGACUUUUAUGUCCGCAUCGAGACGAGCCUUCCGCAUGGUCCACGCGCUCAUCAAGAACUGGAACGGCGACGGCACGCUGUACGAGGGCAUCGUCUUGCCUGGCCGCACCGUCUUUCCCGACUGGAUGGCCAACGACGAACGUCUCGGGCAGCUAUGCGCGCCGGUCCAUCGACGAAGCGUCGCUGCAGUGCUGCACUACCUCGCCAAGCGGAAGCACUACGCAUUGUUCGAUCAUGGCGACGUGCGCGGUGCGGCGAGCCUUAGUAGCCCAUACCUCUACCCGUCGUACGACUUCAACAUUACGCGUCACACUGACGGCUAG
Tilletiaria anomala UBC 951 is the source of this 507-nucleotide messenger RNA. RefSeq lists its product as uncharacterized. The coding region runs from base 1 to 507 and encodes 168 amino acids. The transcript is spliced from 2 exons. The record is from RefSeq and is a predicted model, not a curated record. Lineage: Eukaryota; Fungi; Basidiomycota; Exobasidiomycetes; Georgefischeriales; Tilletiariaceae.